AUGAAAGGAUGUCUGGCCCUAUGGGACACCGCGGGUCAGGAGGACUACGAGCGGAUCCGACCCCUGAGCUAUCCGGACACAGAUGUGGUGCUCAUCUGUUUCAGUGUCGACUCGCGGAUCUCCUUCGCCAACACUAAACUCAAAUGGGAGCCCGAGAUCAACACAUACCUGCCCUCCGUUCCCAUCGUAUUGGUGGGCAAUAAGUCGGAUCUGAUCUCCGAGAAGACACCCGAGAUCAACACAUACCUGCCCUCCGUUCCCAUCGUAUUGGUGGGCAAUAAGUCGGAUCUGAUCUCCGAGAAGACAGUGACCACCGAUGAGGGCUGGAAAAUGGCGGACACUAUCAACGCCGUCGCAUAUCUCGAGUGUUCGGCGAAGAACUUGUUUGGCGUCAAAAAGGUCUUCGAUGUGGCC
Messenger RNA from Oppiella nova, 414 nucleotides. NCBI's taxonomy places the organism in Eukaryota, Metazoa, Arthropoda, Arachnida, Sarcoptiformes, Oppiidae. The record is from the annotation of a GenBank genome assembly.